UCAAAGGCAGUAUAACUUUAAAUCUUCCCCAGGAUGUGUGGUGCUGGAGCAAUUCUCAUUCCUCGGUUAGACAUUGUGAUUUCCUUUGUUGGAGCUGUGAGCAGCAGCACAUUGGCCCUGAUCCUACCACCUCUGGUUGAAGUUCUUAUAUUUUCAAAGGAGCAUUACAACAUAUGGAUGGUCCUGAAAAAUACUUCUAUAGCAUUCACUGGAGUUGUUGGCUUCUUGCUAGAUACUUUGAUUCUGCCGGCGUUGCUUUUGUUCUGAAGCCUGGAGAAGUGAGAGCAGUUACACUGUCAAAUUCCGUAUCUGCCAUCGUUUGAUCCAUC
Messenger RNA from Castor canadensis (American beaver), 329 nucleotides. NCBI's taxonomy places the organism in Eukaryota, Metazoa, Chordata, Mammalia, Rodentia, Castoridae. The record is from RefSeq and is a predicted model, not a curated record.